Molecule: messenger RNA, 2085 nt
Organism: Malassezia sympodialis ATCC 42132
Lineage: Eukaryota; Fungi; Basidiomycota; Malasseziomycetes; Malasseziales; Malasseziaceae
Source: RefSeq, a predicted model, not a curated record
AUGGCUGCGCGGCGCAGCGACUCGGCGUACCAGACGCUGCGGCGCCUCCUGCUCGCGCCGCCGGCGAAUCGGCAGCACAUUGACCUGAUCGACCGCCCUGCGCUCUAUGGCGCGAUCGGACACUACCUCUCGGACAUGGCGCUCGUGAACGUCUCCGAGUUUGCCACCGCGCUCGUGACGUCGCCGGCGCUCUGGACAGCGCCGCCCCGGCCGGACGACGACAUGCGCGAUGCCGUCGAGCGCUCGCACGGCGUCGCGCAGGCCCUUGCCCUGGCCGUCUCGGAGCGCAUCGCCGUGAUCUCGCGCGCCAUCGGCACGACACGGCCCCGCGCUGCGGCGUCGGAGCUGGGCGCGUGGAUCGAUGCCGUCCUGCACGGCGCCGACGCUGGCAUGGCGUUCGCGACGCCGCGCACGCGCAUCGCACACCUCGCGCUCGUCACUGGGCUCGUCCAGGGCCUUGCGCAUGAGCGCCGAGACCCUGCGUCGCCUGCGCCGGCCCUGCGCUUCCGCGUGCGCCAGCACGCGCGCACGCUCGAGACGGCGUGGGCCGCCGCGCUCGUCGCUGCGCUGACGCCGUCGACGCGCUGGGACGCGGAGGGGCGCGUGGACUCGGCUGCCCGGGCCGCUGCGCUGACGCUCAGUGCGAGCGUCGUCGACAUUCUCCCUGAUGCGUGCCGGCAGGCCCUGGACGACCGCGUGUGGAUCGACGCGGCGCUGCCGCUGCUCGUGCAGGUGUUUGACGCCCGUGACGUGGCGUCCUCGCUCUUCCACGACGCCGCCGAGGCGGACGGGCUCGUGGCACUGCCGCCCGAUGGCGUGAGUGCCGCGUGGGCCGCGCGCGUGCAGGCGCACCCCCUGUACGCGCAUGCGGGGCCGCUCUCGCGCCUGCUGGCCGCGCCGCUGCGGCGCCUCGGCGCCUCGUGCAGUGCGGCCGACUGGGCCGCGUUCCUGGCCGAGGACCAGCGUGGUCUUCUCCCCGUCCUGCGUGCGAUGAGCGGGGCCCUCGACGGGGCGUGGACCUCGUCCGCGCUCGCGGGCGUGCGCAGCGACGGCCUGGCGCCCACCACGCGCCCGACCACGAAGCAGCUAUGGGAGAUCUUCAAGCGGUUCCUCUUUGCGGUGACGCUGCUCUUCGACGCGGUCGUGGGCGUCGUCGUGGAGCAGUGUGCAUCGGCGGGCACGCCGGGCGCGGCGCUGUCGUUGCGCGCGCGAUACGUCCCUGCGCCGUACCUUGCUGUGCUCAGCGAGGUGCUACACGUCUAUGCGUCGCUGUACUUUAUCACCUCGUCGUUCAGCCUCGAUGGCUUCGAGUCGUACCGCGUCGUGUUCUAUUCCGCCCUCGACGUGCAGAGCCGCGACGCGGAGGCGUGCGAGGAGCUGGUCCGCCGUCUCGCGCGCACGCUGCUUGCGUACGAUGGCGCCGGGCGGCCGGCGCGCGCCGCGGCGCAGGCCGAUCUCGCGGAGCGCAUCCACGUCACGUACCUGCUCCUCGUGGUGGAGCAGCUCGUGGCGGAGCUGCCGGCGCCGAUGAUCGACGGCCUCGUGCUGCCGCUGUGCCGCCCGUACCUGGAGGACACGCGCUUCCAGGAUGCGUUCGAAUCGGCGCAUGCGGUGGUGCUGGCGCUCUAUGCGGCGCAGGCGCCCAGCACGCCGGCCCUGACGCCGUUCUACGUGGAGCUUCUGCUGGCGAGCUGCCCGGCGCGGCUGAGCGCGGCGCAGCUCGAGACGGCCCUCAUGACGGUCGUCGGCUCGCUGUCGAGUCGCAGCGACUCGCUGGCGUGGUGGUGUGUCGAGCAAGUCGACGCCGCGCGCCGCGGCGCCGAGGCGCAGCGCGACGCGGCGCAGGCGCAGACGCUCGCGCGGUGCCUCGCGGCGCUGGUGCCGCACGUGAACCUCGUGCUGCUGCGCUCACUCCUGGCCCGGGUGCGCGAGUGCAUUCUGGCGCGCCCGGCCGCGAGUGCGGCGCGCACCGAGAUCCUGGAGCGCGUGCACGAGAGCCUGGGCGAUAUGGACGCGGCGACGCGGGGCGAGGCGAUGCAGUGGUGGCUGCAGGAGAGCCCGCUGUUCACCGAGGGUCUUUCGUAG